AUGGUAGGCCAGCUCGUCGCUGGUGAGUGCCACCUCCCAGCGACAGCGACGCCGUCGGAGGUGAUCCGCAUCAGUGGCCGCAGCCGCGGCGGCGGCCCUCGCUCGGUGGCAGCUGCGACGAUUGAUCUCGGAGACGAGGGCACGGGGAUCGACGUCCAGGUGGUUGUGAGCGAAGUCGAAGGAAGGCUGACGCAGCCCUUAGUCUGCUUCAUGCGUGGCGAGGCGUUUGAACGAGUUGGCGUUCGGCAGUUCAGCCUGAACACUCUUCCGCUGAGCAUGUGCAAUCACCUCAUCUACUCCUACGUGGAGACGGACAACAAGACCGGAUCAUUGAUCUUCCGGUACAGAGGCACCACCGGAGAGAAGAACAUACUGCGCGACAUGGGCAUGCUGAAGCACGAUACGAGUGCGACCGAAGUGAGAACACUGGUCAGUUACGGCGGUGGCGCCCACCUGCAAAGCCUGCUGAAGCAAAUACGGGACCCCCAAAAGAUGGUGCGCUUCUUCCACGAGGUCAAGCGGUGGCUCGUCAUAUUCGGCCUCGACGGAAUCAACUUUCACUUGGAAGGACCCGGUCCUCCGUUGUGCAAGCGGAGCGACAUCGAUGCCGUUAGCAACUUCUUCGAGCAUUUUCGACGCUUCCUUGGAUGGGACUAUAUCAUCACGCUUCAGCUCCCCGCGUGCCGUGAUCUCAAGUGCGACCUGCGUGCAUACAAGAGAAUAUCCAGUCAUCUGAACUACGUGUUCCUCAUGACGUUCGACUACAAACUGGAUGAUCUGUCCAAGACAAAGCUCACGAGUGGACUCUACCACUACGAGGGGAAUCAAAGCACCAGCAUCGAGUCUGAAUCGUGCCUUGGCCGGUGGGUGAACGCCGGGAUGCCGAAGCGCAAGAUAAUUCCGGGAAUCGCCACGUACGGCCGCAGCUUCACGCUCCGUGACCCGGCCCGCAACGGCGUCAGCGACAAGCUUGACCCAGAACACCCGCUUGGUAAUGGUGCGAACUUCACGCGGACGGACGGUUACAUGAACUACGUUGAGACGUGUCGACGGGUGAACUACUAUCACUGGAAACGGGAAUGGGUAAAAUAUGCGGCGACACCAUACAUCUACUACGAGGACCAGUGGAUCAGCUACGACGACAAAGACAGCGUUAAAGUAAAGGCGGAGUGGUUCCUGAAGCACUGGCUGGGCGGUAUAUUCGUGUGGUCUUUGGACGCUGACGACUACGGCGGUGAUUGCGUAGGAGAGAUCUACCCCAUGGUGAAAGCUGCAUGGAAGGCCAUGACGUCUUACCGGCUUAAACACAUGCAUCGAGCCAUGGGUCGGGGACGAGGACGCUCAAUGAACGAGACGUGUGAAUACUAA
Rhipicephalus sanguineus (brown dog tick) is the source of this 1368-nucleotide messenger RNA. Its product is annotated as probable chitinase 10. Gene Ontology annotation, molecular function: chitinase activity; chitin binding. Gene Ontology annotation, cellular component: extracellular region. The coding region runs from base 1 to 1368 and encodes 455 amino acids. Lineage: Eukaryota; Metazoa; Arthropoda; Arachnida; Ixodida; Ixodidae. The transcript has 9 exons. Gene Ontology annotation, biological process: carbohydrate metabolic process; chitin catabolic process. The record is from RefSeq and is a predicted model, not a curated record.